Molecule: messenger RNA, 999 nt
Organism: Epithele typhae
Lineage: Eukaryota; Fungi; Basidiomycota; Agaricomycetes; Polyporales; Epitheliaceae
Exons: 1
Coding region: 1-999 (332 amino acids)
Source: RefSeq, a predicted model, not a curated record
AUGGACCACAUCCGCAUCGCGCUGCGCAAUUGUCCGCACAUUGUCGAUCUCAGUCUCAUCUGCCUACCAGAACACGGGCUCUUGGUCGACCUUCCUCCCGACGAAACGGUCACCCAGCGCUCCCGGCGCCCCAUUCAUUUCCCACUGCUCAGCACUCUCAGACUUCAAUUUCUAGGCGAAGUCAGCAUACAAGCCACCAUGUCCAUACUCUCUUUCCCCACCUCCGCCUUCGUCGACGUCCUGGAUUAUUUCCAUCCGACUGUUCUACAUCUCCUGGACGGAAAUCCCGCCUGGGCGAAACACGCCUUCUCUCGCAUCACCUCUCUCGUCGCCGAGGACGUAGGCGGAGACAGAGGUCUCACCUCGCUACUCGUGUUAGCCUAUGAUGAACCUGUUUUUCGCCUUAUCUCCCGCCUCGCCCUCGAUCGGCCAACGUUCCUCAUCGCGUUCCAACAAGCGCCGAUCACUAGCCUCCGCCUCAGCAGCAUGUUCCAGGCCGCCGUCGGCGAACAGCGCUGGCACUUCGCGACCAUCCUCCGCGCGUUCCCCGAGCUCCGCGCGCUCGAGCUGUACGGCCCCAUCGUGGGCGUCUUCACGUUGUUUACUGACCACGGUGGGGGUCUCAUGGACGAGUCCUGUCGUGCGCCGGGGGAGGAGCCGCGGAUCGUCUGCCCGCGCCUGGCGCAUCUCAAGCUCACGAUCCUCGUCGACCAGGCGUGUCGCCUGCGCGUGCCGCUCGUCGACGGGCAGCUCGACGCGGCCGCGGCGCACGUCCGCGACGGGUACUUCAAGCCGCUCGCGUACAUCCUCGCGUGCCGGACCAGACUGGGCGCCGCGCGGCUCCAGUCCCUGCAGGUCACCCUCGAGUGGGCGGCGGAGAGGGCGUCGGACGGCGUGGUGGAGCUCGAUGGGGGCGCGUGCGAGGUGCCGGCGGACCUGCGCGGCUGCGUCGACGGACCGGUGGUUGUGGAGGCGACCGGACGGCUUCGGUUCAAGUGA